GAAAGUGAGCCGGGAGAGAGCCAGCGGAGGCUCCCCGGGGCAGGAGCAGCGCAGUCGAGAGCCCCGAGCCCCCCGCGCACACACUCGAGCGCACUCGCACCCGCGGGCUCCCCGCCGGCUCGGACUCCUCGCACCCCGCGCCGGUGCCCUUCGCGCCGCUCGCCCCGCGCGCCCGUCCGAGGGGGUUGCCUUCGCGUGCCCGAAGGGGGCUAUGCCAUUUGGACAUGUAAUGGUCAGCACGGGAGCCGAGACUUGCCCACGAUGAAGCUGGCGACAGGACUGUGGGUCUGGGGGAGCCUUCUGGUGGCCGCGAGGACCGUCCAGCCCGGCGCUUCUCAAUCAGUGUGUGCUGGAACCGAGAAUAAACUGAGCUCUCUCUCUGACCUGGAACAGCAGUACCGAGCCUUGCGCAAGUACUAUGAGAACUGCGAGGUAGUCAUGGGCAACUUGGAGAUAACCAGCAUCGAACACAACCGGGACCUCUCUUUCCUGCGGUCUAUUCGAGAAGUCACAGGCUACGUGUUAGUGGCUCUCAAUCAGUUUCCUUACCUGCCUCUGGAAAAUUUACGCAUUAUUCGUGGUACAAAACUUUAUGAGGAUCGAUAUGCCUUGGCAAUAUUUUUAAACUACAGAAAAGAUGGAAAUUUUGGACUUCAAGAACUUGGAUUGAAGAACUUGACAGAAAUCCUAAAUGGUGGUGUUUAUGUAGACCAGAACAAAUUCCUUUGUUAUGCAGAUACAAUUCAUUGGCAAGAUAUUGUUCGGAAUCCUUGGCCUUCCAACUUGACCCUGGUGUCGACCAAUGGUAGCGCAGGAUGUGGUCGUUGCCAUAAGUCCUGUACUGGCCGAUGCUGGGGACCCACAGAAAAUCAUUGUCAAACUUUGACACGGACAGUGUGUGCAGAACAAUGUGAUGGGCGGUGCUACGGACCCUAUGUGAGUGACUGCUGCCAUCGAGAAUGUGCUGGAGGUUGCUCUGGACCCAAGGAUACAGACUGCUUUGCCUGCAUGAAUUUCAAUGACAGUGGAGCGUGUGUUACUCAGUGUCCCCAAACUUUUGUCUACAAUCCAACCACUUUUCAAUUAGAACAUAACUUCAAUGCAAAGUACACAUACGGAGCAUUCUGUGUCAAGAAGUGUCCACAUAACUUUGUAGUCGAUUCCAGUUCUUGUGUACGUGCCUGCCCUAGUUCCAAGAUGGAAGUAGAAGAAAAUGGAAUUAAAAUGUGUAAACCUUGCACAGAUAUUUGCCCAAAAGCUUGUGAUGGCAUUGGGACGGGAUCACUGAUGUCAGCUCAGACUGUGGAUUCCAGUAACAUUGACAAAUUUAUAAACUGCACCAAAAUCAAUGGGAAUUUGAUCUUCCUUGUCACAGGCAUUCAUGGGGAUCCUUAUAAUGCAAUAGAGGCCAUAGACCCAGAGAAAUUGAAUGUCUUUCGGACGGUUCGAGAGAUAACAGGUUUCUUGAACAUACAAUCAUGGCCACCAAACAUGACUGACUUUAGUGUUUUUUCUAACCUGGUCACUAUCGGAGGAAGAGUACUCUAUAGUGGCCUCUCUUUACUUAUCCUCAAGCAACAAGGUAUUACUUCUCUACAGUUCCAAUCUCUGAAGGAAAUCAGCGCAGGAAACAUCUAUAUCACUGACAAUAGCAACUUGUGUUAUUACCAUACCAUAAAUUGGACAACUCUUUUCAGCACCAUCAACCAAAGAAUAGUGAUCCGGGACAAUAGGAAAGCUGAAAACUGUACUGCGGAAGGAAUGGUGUGUAAUCGUCUGUGUUCCAGUGAUGGCUGUUGGGGACCUGGGCCAGACCAGUGCCUGUCAUGUCGCCGUUUCAGCAGGGGACGGACCUGUAUAGAGUCUUGUAAUCUCUAUGACGGUGAAUUUCGGGAGUUUGAGAAUGGUUCCAUCUGUGUGGAAUGUGACCCCCAGUGUGAGAAGAUGGAGGAUGGUCUCCUCACCUGCCAUGGACCGGGACCUGACAACUGUACAAAGUGCUCUCACUUUAAAGAUGGACCAAACUGUGUGGAAAAAUGUCCAGAUGGCUUGCAGGGUACAAAUAGUUUUAUUUUCAAGUAUGCUGACCAGGAUCGGGAAUGCCACCCAUGCCAUCCAAAUUGUACUCAGGGGUGCAUAGGCUCAAGUAUUGAGGACUGCAUUGGCCUGAUGGAUAGGUGUAGCGGUCCCACUAGUCAUGACUGCAUUUACUACCCUUGGACGGGCCAUUCCACUUUACCACAACAUGCUAGAACUCCUCUCAUUGCAGCUGGAGUUAUUGGUGGACUCUUUAUUUUGGUCAUCGUGGGCCUAACAUUUGCAGUUUAUGUUAGAAGGAAGAGCAUCAAAAAGAAAAGAGCAUUGAGGAGAUUCCUGGAAACAGAGCUGGUGGAACCUUUAACUCCCAGCGGCACAGCACCCAAUCAAGCUCAACUUCGAAUUUUGAAAGAAACUGAGCUCAAAAGGGUAAAAGUUCUUGGCUCAGGUGCUUUUGGAACUGUUUAUAAGGGCAUCUGGGUACCUGAAGGAGAAACAGUGAAAAUCCCUGUGGCUAUUAAGAUUCUUAAUGAAACAACGGGUCCCAAAGCCAAUGUGGAAUUCAUGGAUGAAGCACUGAUCAUGGCUAGUAUGGACCAUCCGCACUUAGUCCGGUUGUUAGGUGUGUGUCUGAGCCCAACCAUACAGCUGGUUACACAGCUAAUGCCACACGGUUGCCUAUUGGAUUAUGUCCACGAACACAAGGAUAACAUUGGAUCACAAUUGCUGCUUAAUUGGUGUGUCCAGAUAGCUAAGGGAAUGAUGUAUUUGGAAGAAAGACGACUUGUUCAUCGGGAUUUGGCAGCCCGUAAUGUCUUAGUGAAAUCUCCAAACCAUGUGAAAAUCACGGACUUUGGACUAGCAAGACUUUUGGAAGGAGAUGAAAAAGAGUAUAACGCUGAUGGGGGAAAGAUGCCAAUUAAAUGGAUGGCUCUGGAGUGUAUACAUUAUAGGAAAUUUACCCAUCAGAGUGAUGUUUGGAGCUACGGAGUCACUAUCUGGGAAUUGAUGACCUUUGGAGGAAAACCGUAUGAUGGAAUUCCUACCCGAGAAAUCCCUGAUUUAUUGGAGAAAGGAGAACGUUUGCCCCAGCCUCCAAUUUGCACUAUUGACGUUUACAUGGUCAUGGUCAAAUGUUGGAUGAUUGAUGCUGACAGUAGACCUAAAUUCAAGGAACUAGCCGCUGAAUUUUCAAGGAUGGCUAGAGACCCUCAAAGAUACCUAGUUAUUCAGGGUGAUGAUCGUAUGAAACUUCCGAGUCCAAAUGAUAGCAAGUUUUUUCAAAAUCUUUUGGAUGAAGAGGACUUAGAAGAUAUGAUGGAUGCUGAGGAAUACCUGGUCCCACAGGCUUUUAAUAUCCCACCACCCAUCUAUACUUCCAGAGCAAGAAUUGAUUCAAAUAGGAGUGAAAUUGGACACAGCCCUCCUCCUGCCUACACCCCCAUGUCAGGAAACCAGUUUGUAUACCGAGAUGGGGGCUUUGCUACAGACCAAGGGGUACCUUUGUCCUACCGAGCUACCACCAGCACGAUUCCAGAAGCUCCAGUUGUUCAGGGUGCUUCCGCUGAAAUUUUUGAUGACUCCUGCUGUAACGGAACCCUCCGCAAGUCAGUAACACCCCAUGUGCAAGAGGAUAGCAGCACCCAGAGGUACAGUGCUGACCCCACAGUGUUUGCUCCGGAAAGGAACCCACGAGGAGAGCUGGAUGAAGAAGGUUACAUGACUCCUAUGCGAGACAAACCCAAACAAGAAUACCUGAACCCUGUGGAGGAAAACCCUUUUGUUUCUCGGAGAAAGAACGGAGACCUUCAGGCUUUGGAUAACCCUGAAUAUCACAAUGCUUCGAGUGGUCCAUCCAAGGCAGAGGAUGAGUAUGUGAAUGAGCCACUGUACCUCAACACCUUUGCCAACACCCUGGGCAACGCUGAGUACCUGAAGAACAACAUACUGUCUGUGCCAGAGAAGGUCAAGAAAGCGUUUGACAACCCCGAUUACUGGAACCACAGUCUGCCGCCUCGGAGCACCCUUCAGCACCCAGACUACCUGCAGGAGUAUAGCACAAAAUAUUUUUAUAAGCAAAAUGGACGGAUCCGCCCCCUUGUGGCCGAGAAUCCUGAAUACCUCUCUGAGUUCUCCCUGAAGCCCGGCACUGUGCUGCCUCCCCCUCCCUACAGACACCGAAACACUGUGGUGUAAGCUCAGCAGAGGUGUGAAGGUGGAGAGACAGGC
This is a messenger RNA of Sorex fumeus (smoky shrew), 4266 nucleotides long. It is a transcript of the gene ERBB4, whose product is annotated as erb-b2 receptor tyrosine kinase 4. Gene Ontology annotation, cellular component: signaling receptor complex; basal plasma membrane. Bases 262 to 4233 code for a protein of 1323 amino acids. Gene Ontology annotation, biological process: cell surface receptor protein tyrosine kinase signaling pathway; protein phosphorylation; multicellular organism development. The transcript has 29 exons. NCBI's taxonomy places the organism in Eukaryota, Metazoa, Chordata, Mammalia, Eulipotyphla, Soricidae. The record is from RefSeq and is a predicted model, not a curated record. Gene Ontology annotation, molecular function: ATP binding; epidermal growth factor receptor binding; transmembrane receptor protein tyrosine kinase activity.